Messenger RNA from Loxodonta africana (African savanna elephant), 6782 nucleotides. RefSeq names its product calcium/calmodulin dependent protein kinase II gamma (gene CAMK2G). Gene Ontology annotation, biological process: protein phosphorylation. The record is from RefSeq and is a predicted model, not a curated record. Gene Ontology annotation, molecular function: calcium/calmodulin-dependent protein kinase activity; calmodulin binding; ATP binding. Bases 3371 to 4828 code for a protein of 485 amino acids. The transcript has 21 exons. NCBI's taxonomy places the organism in Eukaryota, Metazoa, Chordata, Mammalia, Proboscidea, Elephantidae.
GUAGAAAGGUAGAUGGGAAGAGGUCUUAGAAGGUCUGCGCCGUUCCUAGGAAGAGCCAGCUCAGUGGCCACUGGAAGAGGGGUAUCUCAAAGAAGGUGGCCACCUUCAUGCUAUCACCCUGGGACACCUCUACCUGUGGCCCAGGCCCAGUACAGUGGCCUCGUCCCUCUUGGGGCUAGAAAGCUGUGCUCAGCCAGGACAAUGCCUGCUGUGGAGAAAGACAGACCGUUACUGGUUUCUGAAAUGUAGCUGCUGCUGGGGUGGAGCACCUAGCUUCUUCCCAGCCCUGGAGGUGAUUACAGGGCAGGAAGUGUGGGGGGAAGAGACAGGAGACAACAGCUGGAGUGGCUGGGGUGACAGCUGGGCUGUGCGUGGUGGAACGAGGCAGGGAGAUGUGGUAGCAGAAACCGCAUGGCUCAUUGAGCAGAGAGCUUCUGGAUGGCAGGGUGCCACACCAACAAGGCCGAGGGAAAAAGAGGGAUCCUGUGGGCAGCGGUUCUGUCCCUGUUGCUAACCUUUACCUGCAGGCUGUAGACCAGAGAGGAAUGCCCUUCUCCCAAGGAAGGCUGCCAUGGAGGAUGGAGAGCUUCACGGAAAGCCCAGGGUCAGGGAGGGUCCAGUUGGUGCCAUUGCUAGCCAGCCAGCCAGGCUGGAAGGAGAGUGGGUCCUGCUCUCUUAAAGCCUCUGGUGAUAGCUACGGCCGCAAGCCCGGCCUGGGCGACGUUCUCCACCUUUUCCCUGGGCCCUUGGAAAGGAGGCUCUUGCUCUGUGCCAGGCACUGGGCUAAGUUUAAAAAAAAGCAGUUCCAUCAAAUCAGUUCCGACUUGGGGUGACCCGUAUGUGUCCGUAGAGCUGCGCUCCAGAGUGUUCAAUGGCCGAUUGUUUAGACAUAGGUCAUCAGGAUUUUCUUUAGAGGCACCACUGGGUGGACUUAAACAUCCAACCUUUUGGUUAACAGCUGAACACGGUAACCAUUUACACCACCCAGAGACUCCUACUGUGCUGUGUAUUUUACCCCCGUUCUUGCUGUGUGCCGUGGAGUUAGUUCUCACCAUGUUCCUCUAGGACAGAGUACAGCUGCCCCAUAGGGCUUCCUAGAAUGUCAUCUUUACAGGAGCAUAUCACCAGGUCUUUUCUCCCAUGGAGUGGCUGGUGGGUUUGAACCACUAACCUUUCGGUUAUCAGCAGAACACUUAACCAUUGUGCCACCAGGGCUGCUGCUUACCAGUAUUACCACCCUUAAUCCUCAGAGCAAGCUCCAUUUUAGAAGGGAGGAAGCUCUUCCCCAAGGUAUGUUCCUGGCCCACUCUGUCACCUUUCCUGGGGUCUUUCUCUGAUAUCACCUCCUUGGUGAGGUGUUCCCUGACCACCCUGUUUAAAUGUGCACUCUCCCAACUUCCCUGCUUUACUUUUCUACAGAACGCUUGACACAACAUCUGACAUACCACCUAGGUUUUCUUAUGACUCUUUCUCUCUUCUCCUUGACCCCUGCCCCCACCGCCCGCCCCCUACCCAGAACAUCAGCUCUGUGAGAGCAGGGCUCCAUGUCUGUUUUCUUUACUGCUUUGUCCCUGGCACCUUGAACUGUGCCUGCCAGAUAGACCUCGCUAGAUAUUUUUUGGUUGAAGGAAUGAAUGAAUGAGACUCACGUGGGUUUAAUAACUUGCCCGAUGUGGCAGCGCUGGGACUCACUCCAGGGCUGUCUGACUCUAAAACCGACAUGUUGGUUACCAUGCUCUGUGGCUUAGAGUGAGAGCGAGGACUGAGGCGAGCCUAGGGGCCGUGCCUGAAACAGGGGGCUUCACUCACCGGGGCUAGGGUUAAACUCAGUGGCUAAUGAGGGCCCUUUGGACCCUGGGCAGCUCCUUCGAGGAGCUGGGAGCAUUAGUCUGUGUGUCCCCUGUCCCCACUCUGAGUCACUGGUAAACCAGAGCACCCUUAUUUUUAGUGCUGUUGCUGCUGUGGGGCUGUAACCAUUAGCCAGUAAGAGCCUUAAGGGAGAAGAUAAACAUUAAUCUUCUGGGCCUUCCCUCAGCUGCCAUCUCCACAUCGCACCUGCCUGGCAACCAGGCCUGAGAGCUCUGGGGUGAAGGGUGGAGAGGUGAGGGAUCAGGAAGAGGGCAGAUAGGUCUACAACUUUGGGGCUGGCUAGUUUGGUACCUCCAUAGGUGAGGCAGCCUAAUAUCCUCCAGGCCAGAUCUGGAAGAAGCAAGCCCUUCAGCCACCAGGCAGUACCAGCACUGCCCCCUCAACUGCCCAGCUUCUGAAGGUCCUGGCACUGAGUGGUCCCAGAAGAUGUGGGAGUGGGGGUUACCUGGGGUUCCUUUUGGCCUGCUUCCUGGGCUGCUCAAUGGUCAUGCCAUAGCUGAGGGUGGGAAGGAAAGCCUGACCCAGAUCCUGGGGCAGCUAGGGUGGAUUAGCUGGGCAGCAAGAACUAAUCUCUGCCUGUCCCCGCCUCCUUCCUCCACAAAGCAGAGCUCUCAUUGGAGGAAAGUCUGGGACAAAGCCAGAGGUGAUUGGUGAAACAAUAAAUAUGAAUUCCUUUUAAUCUGUAAUCCUUCUAUUACUCAGACUGGCAGUCCUAUCCCUUUUCUGCUGUGGGAACUUGGGCUAGUUACUUCUCUGGAUCUCGGUUUCCUGAUCUGUAAAAUGGGACAAUCACAGUGCCUGCCUUGUCGGAUUGUUGUGAGGGUUGAGAGGGGCAGCAUGGGAGGGUCUACAGAGGCUCAUUACUGUUGAGGGUAGAGGCAGGAUGGGGAGAAGCCCCUUCCACAGAAGCAGGGACCACUUGGCAGGUGUGGACAUGAAGGCACCUGCCUAGGCCUGUGAGAAGUGGGGUAAACUGGGCCCUGCCCCCAAGACUUAGAGCCUUUCUGAUUUUUCUUUUCUCAUUUAUCCAGUCAUCAUAGCAUAGUGGUGGAGAAAAAGGCCUCUAGGCUCAGACCACCUGUAUCUACCACCUAGUGCUGUGACCUUGGGUGGGUGGCUUUGUGUUUUAAGCCUCAGUUUCCUCAUUUGUAAUGUAAUGGGACUAAUCUGGGCUUCUACUUGACAGGGUUUCUGUGAGGAUGAAAUGAAGUAAUCCAUGCCUCUGCUUAGAGUGCAGUAAAUGCUGAGUAAAUGGUAGUUAUUGCCUCUGCUAUUACUGAUGAACAGACUAAGCCCCCAAUUGCAGGACGAUCUCUACAAAGCACUACUCAGAAAGGUUCCCCCUUGAAGAAUUUGUGACCGAAAGACAACUAUGCCGUAACGUAUAGUAAUAACCCCCGAGCCUGCUGUGUGCCCAGAGGUCGGAAAUCCCAGCAGCAGAUGGCCAAGAGAAUCCUGGGGAGAAACAGGAUCACCAGAAACUAGAACGUGAAGCUCGAAUAUGCCGACUUUUGAAACAUCCAAACAUUGUGUUACUGGGGGAGAGCUGUUUGAAGACAUUGUGGCCAGAGAGUACUACAGUGAAGCUGAUGCCAGCCACUGUAUACAUCAGAUUCUGGAGAGUGUUAACCACAUCCAUCAGCAUGAUAUUGUCCACCGGGACCUGAAGCCAGAGAACCUACUGCUGGCGAGUAAAUGUAAGGGUGCCGCUGUCAAGCUGGCUGAUUUUGGCCUAGCCAUCGAAGUGCAGGGAGAGCAGCAGGCUUGGUUUGGUUUUGCUGGCACCCCAGGUUACUUGUCCCCAGAGGUCUUACGGAAAGAUCCCUAUGGAAAACCAGUGGAUAUCUGGGCCUGCGGGGUCAUCCUGUAUAUCCUCCUGGUGGGAUACCCUCCCUUCUGGGACGAGGAUCAGCACAAGCUGUAUCAGCAGAUCAAGGCUGGAGCCUAUGAUUUUCCGUCACCAGAGUGGGACACGGUGACCCCCGAAGCCAAGAACUUGAUCAACCAGAUGCUGACCAUAAACCCAGCAAAGCGCAUCACGGCCGAUCAGGCUCUCAAGCACCCAUGGGUCUGUCAACGAUCCACAGUGGCAUCCAUGAUGCACCGUCAGGAGACUGUGGAGUGCUUGCGCAAGUUCAAUGCCCGAAGGAAACUGAAGGGUGCGAUCCUCACGACCAUGCUUGUCUCCAGGAAUUUUUCAGCUGCCAAAAGCCUAUUGAACAAGAAGUCAGAUGGCGGUGUCAAGAAAAGGAAGUCGAGUUCCAGCGUGCACCUAAUGCCACAGAGCAACAACAAAAACAGUCUCGUAAACCCAGCCCAAGAGCCCGCGCCCUUGCAGACGGCCAUGGAGCCACAAACCACCGUGGUGCACAAUGCUACAGAUGGGAUCAAGGGCUCCACAGAGAGCUGCAACACCACCACAGAAGAUGAGGACCUCAAAGCUGCCCCGCUCCGCACUGGGAAUGGCAGCUCGGUGCCUGAAGGACGGAGCUCCCGGGACAGAACAGCCCCCUCUGCAGGCAUGCAGCCCCAGCCUUCUCUCUGCUCCUCAGCCAUGCGAAAACAGGAGAUCAUUAAGAUCACAGAACAGCUGAUUGAGGCUAUCAACAAUGGGGACUUUGAGGCCUACACGAAGAUUUGCGAUCCUGGCCUCACUUCCUUUGAGCCUGAGGCCCUUGGCAACCUGGUGGAAGGGAUGGAUUUCCAUAAGUUUUACUUUGAGAAUCUCCUCUCCAAGAACAGCAAGCCCAUCCACACCACCAUCCUGAACCCACACGUUCACGUCAUCGGAGAGGACGCUGCUUGCAUCGCCUAUAUCCGCCUCACCCAGUACAUCGAUGGGCAGGGCCGGCCUCGCACCAGCCAGUCGGAGGAGACUCGGGUCUGGCACCGCCGGGAUGGCAAGUGGCUCAAUGUCCACUACCACUGCUCAGGGGCCCCUGCCGCACCGCUGCAGUGAGCUCAGCCACAGGGGCAUUAGGAGAUCCCAGCUGGAGGUCGAACCUUCGCAGCCAGUGGCUCUGGAGGGCCUGAGUGACAGCGGCAGUCCUGUUCGUUUGAGGUUUAAAACAAUUAAAUUACAAAGCGGCAGCAGCCAAUGCACGCCCCUGCAUGCAGCCCUCCCGCCCGCCCUUCGUGUCUGUCUCUGCUGUACCGAGGUGUUUUUUACAUUUAAGAAAAGAAAAAAAGAUUGUUUGAAAAAAAAAAAAAAGGAAUCCGUACCAUGAUGUGUUUUGAAACCACCGAUAGCCCUUGGGCUGGCAAGAAGGCAGGAGUUUGUGUGACGCCCAUCCUGGCAUGAGCAGUGGGCUCACCUACCAGCCCAGAAGAGAGGCACACUCAGCCUCUGGCCCCCAUGGACUCAGGGGGACCAGGCAAGAACUCUGACAGAGCUUCGGGGCCAUGGUGUGAUUGCAGCCCCCGAUGUGGCCCGCCUGCCCCAGGUGUAGGAAUGGACUUCUUCAGAACUUGCAUGGGUGUCUAGAAUGAGGCCGAUGAGAACAUUGUGGCCGUCAGACCAGCUUGGGAGAGGAUGCAGAGCUCCCAGCCUGCUACAGAGGCAGCUGAGAUGCAGUGGCCUCAGGACUGAGGGCCCGGACGUUGCUGUACUGUUCCGUGUAGUGUAGACGGGAAGAGAAUUGGUGCUGCAGAAGUGUGUCCGCACCGAAGCCGAUGAGAAACCUCGCGUUAGUCUGACAUGCACUCACUUACUCAUCCAUUUCUAUAGGAUGCACAAUGCACGCGGGCCCUGAUACUGAGGCCUGGACCCUUGCAGGGAAGGGGAGGGGUUGCCGCUUUGCUUCAUGUUUGUUUUCUUAUAACUUAGCAAGGAGAGAGCCAGGCCCUGGCCAGGCCUCUCCUUGACGCGUUGGGCAGUUCUGUUUUUGUGCUGACUUGGACCAUCUUUGUCUUGCCUUUUCAUGGUGGUGGUCCCUGUGCUGACCCUCACUUGGACCUGGGCCCUCUACCAAGUGCCCCUGUGGGAUGGGAGGAGUGAGGCAGUGGGAUUAGAGGUGGUGGUUGUUUCUAUGCAUUCAGGCUGCCCUCAGGGCUGCCUCCCUUUUCCUCUUCCCUUGCUGCACGUCCAUCUCUGUUCCUGUCUGAGAUUGACCUGACUGCUCUGGCAAAAACAACAGGUGUCCUCUUUAAAGAGGCCUCUUCACUGAUGGACUAUAGACUUACUGCUGGACAAUCUGCAUGGGCAUCACCCUACUCCCACUUGCAUGUCCCCAAAAGAGGUGGUCGAAGCCAUGGCCCCUACAUUCGUUGUCCCUCUCUGUGCUCAAAGAGUUCCAUUCCAGGAGGGAAAGAUCUAUGCUCUAAGCACGUAACAGAGAAGAGAAUGGAGGUGCGAUUGGUCAUGGCCUUGGUUUCCCAAGAACAACUGUUCAGAGUUGUCUGCACAAAUAUCUGCACUUUGGGGGAAAGGUAUGUAGUCCCCAGCUCCCUGGACUACCUCCAGGAGGCACUGGAGCUGGGGAAAGAGGCAAAGCUACAGGUUUAUCUUGGAGCCAGCCAAGACAAGAGCAGACUCACAGGUGCUGGUGCCUGGAUUUGGCCAGGCUCCUCCGAGCACCUCAUGCAUGCCCCAGCCCCUGGGCCCUGUCCCUUUCCUGCCCAGCAGCCUGCAGCGCCAGCACGCAGACACCUUCACCACGGGGUUUGAUUUUGCUGGCUUGAAGACAAAUGGUCUUAGAGUUGAGACCCAUCGCUUCAUAUGGCUGCUCCAGCCCCAUGUCUUAGCAUUCUUAUUCCUCUUCUGGGGCUAAUGUCAGCAUCUGUAGACAAUAGACAAUUAAAAAAAAAAAAAAUCACCUUUUAAACAGGAAAUGGAAGGCAUUUGAUGCAGAAUUUUUGCAUGGUGACAUAGAAAUAAUUUAAAAAUAGUGUUUGUUCUGAAUGUUGGUAGACCC